AUGUUUAUAGCUGUUUCGGGUUCUAUAUUAACGGAUUACGAAGAAUGUGUAAAGAAAAACGGAUUUGGUGACAACGAGCUGGUCUGUGAUCCGGAUAAUCUGCUGUUGAAUAGCACAAAAGAACACCUAAGAUCGUUGUUGGCUGUACUGCAGGAAAAGGUUCACUGCGAAUGCGCUCAAGGAUGUCAUCGAGACAACGGAAAUGACAAGUUGGUUGAACUGUCGUUCUUGAUUCUUGUUCUUCCAGCAAUCAUGCUGAUAGUUUUGGAUUCUGAUAACGCUGAUACUGAUGCUAUUGCUACAGACCAUAAUGAUAUUUCCUAUACCGGUUUGUUGUUGGUGACGACAACAGAAAAAAUUGAGGUUUCCGACAGAAGCCUUGAAGAGUUGACAAAACAGAUCUAUGAAAAUGCAAAUUUGGGUAAUCAGGAUUGCGAUAAUGGCAUAUUGAUCAUCUAUAUUCGAGACAAAAAACAGGUAUAUUGA
Molecule: messenger RNA, 486 nt
Organism: Enterobius vermicularis (human pinworm)
Lineage: Eukaryota; Metazoa; Nematoda; Chromadorea; Rhabditida; Oxyuridae
Source: the annotation of a GenBank genome assembly